Messenger RNA from Dictyostelium discoideum AX4, 1842 nucleotides. RefSeq lists its product as hypothetical. NCBI's taxonomy places the organism in Eukaryota, Evosea, Eumycetozoa, Dictyosteliales, Dictyosteliaceae. Bases 1 to 1842 code for a protein of 613 amino acids. The transcript has a single exon. The record is from RefSeq and is a predicted model, not a curated record.
AUGAAUUCAACAUCAGCAUCGCCACCAAAUCCAACUGAAUCUGAUAGUAAUAACAUUAUUAAUAAUAAAGAAGAGGUAUUUGAGGAUGAAAUAAUUGAAGAUAAAACAACAACCACCACCACAACAACAACAGAUAAUCAACAACAACAACAAACACCACAAACACCACAACAGCUACAAGAACAACAGUUUCUUCAACAACAACAACAACAACAAGAAAAUGCACAUCAUCAAGGUAAAAUAAUGAAUGAAUCAUUACCAUCAAUUAGAGAUUAUAAUAGUGAUAAAAAUAGAGAUGAAGAUGAUGAUGAUGAAGGUGAAACGGCAAAUAUUAAUAGAUUUAAUCCAUAUGGUUUAACGAGUGGUAAAAAGACCUUAAAUUUCAAUGAUAGAUUAGAGACAAUCGAGAUGGUUGUAUCAAUGUUUCCUCUAUUGGAAAAGGAUCCAAAUGUAUAUAAAAUUUUAAAUAAAUAUGAUUGGAACGUGGAGGCAAGUAUUAAUGAGUUUCAAAAGAGACAUGAUUACGCAGAGAAAUCAUUAGAAACCAGUAAAACCCCUAGUUUUCCUCAAGAUCCAAUCAUUUAUCAUAAUAGCAAUAACAAUAAUGGCAAUAAUCAAACAUCACCAAACUCAAAUGAAAUGAAAACAAUGAAUUCCAGAAAAUCAGGUAAUAGACCUUAUCAUCCAACCAAUACAAACGAUGAUUAUGAUGCAAUGGAUAAUGAAUAUGAUAGUGACGAUUUAGAAGGUGAUAGUUCUUUAGAUGAUGAUAUUAAUAAUAAAAUAAAAGAUGAAUAUAACGAAUCAAUGGAUGAUAAAGAUGGUGGAGGUGGUGAUAAUAAUAAUAAUAAUAAUAACAAUAAUAAUAAUAAUAAUAAUAAUAAUAACACAGAGAAAUCAGCAUUAGAUUAUUCAAGAUUUCCUACUUUUAAACAAGAUAUACAGACAUUGAGAGAUAUAUUUGGAACAUCAUAUGGCGAAUAUGAACUUAAAGGUUUUUAUAUGGUAUGUGGUGGUAAUUUAGAGGUUGUAAUUGAUCAAUUAGUAAACGAACAAAAACAAAAAGAUAUGGCAUCCUCUCAAAAACAUAAUCAUCAUAGUAAUAAUAAUAAUAAUAAUAUUAAUAUUAAUAAUAAUAAUAGUAAUGGAUCACGUCAAUCUUUAACAUCUAGACUAUCAGAAGAGGAUAAAAGACAACUUCAACUACAACUCAUCGAAGAACAAGAGAAAUUGGAGAAAAAAUUCUCUGAUAAAAAGAAACAAGAGAUUAAUAAUCAUCCAUCAAAAAAGAAUUUUUCACAACAAGAAAUCGUUAAUGAACUAAAGGAUCUCUUUAGUAAACAUGUCGAAGAGGGUGUAAUUGAAUGGGUGGCUUAUUCCUGUGAAUAUGAUUUGGGUAAAGCAACAACUCAAUUAGUCGAUUUAAAACAUAAUAAUUUAUUAAAAAAGAAUAACGCAUUAAAUAAUAAUAAUAAUAAUAAUAGUAGUAGUAAUAACAAUAAUAAUAAUAAUAAUAAUAAUGGUUUAAUGUCUUUAGAUCCUUCAACAAUUCAAGGUAUUGAAAGUAAUUUAAAUUCACUUUCAAAAGGUUUACUGGUUGGUGGUUCUCAAUUAACUAUUCCAACUGAUUUAAUAUCUCAAGUAUCAUUCGAUACCUUAACUGAACAAGUUGGUAAAUUAAAUGCAACAAAUGAUAGUAGUAGUUUUAAUAAUAGCAACAAAAAUAAUAAUAAUAAUAAUACAACAACAACUACUACUACAACUACAGCUACUGAAACUAAUAGCCAAUCAUCUUCAACCACUCCAGUAUUCCAUCAAAACUUUACUUAUGAUAAAAAAUAA